AUGUUGUCGCGUAUGAUAACAUUGCCGGUCCUUAGAAGUAAUUUUGUUGCCAUAAGGACGACGUGUUUCUCGUCCAGAUGUUUUGCAGUAUCAAAGGAUGGAGUCAAAGAAGCCGUGGUAAGUGAAAAGCGAAAGUAAAGAGUGUUCAGAGACGGCGGUUGUUACCCGAGAGGAGGUUUCGGAUAGUAAUGACAGAAGAAGAACGGGCGGCCAAACUUAAAGCCAUCCAGACAGCUCAACAAGAAGUCAUACCCCCAGGACUUUUCGCCAAAUUUAAGUUUUACUUCAAGAGGUACUGGUAUAUCGCGAUCCCAGUUUAUUCGGCCACCUGCAUUGCCUGGUUUGGAGGCAUUUUCUUGGUCGUCAAAAGGUAUGUUAAAUCGAUUUCUGAGUAAUUUUUACAGUGGAGUCGACGUCGUCAAAUUCCUUGAAUUCCUUCACAUGCCAGAUUCCAUAGUCGAAAAGGUCAAAAAUAUCCCGGAAACGGCGGGAAAAAUUGUAAUCGCUCUUCUGUUAUACAAAGUAAGUAUAAUUAUGACGUUUUCAAUAAAUGCAGCUUGCCACCCCGCUUCGUUAUGCCACUGGACUUCUUGGAAUUAGACUCGCGUUCGUUGUUUUGAGAAAGAUGGGUCUUUUGAAGACAGCUCGGGAAGUGGAAUAUCAUAUGAGGACGAGAUAUGCUGAUCUAAACAAGAGGAGAAUAUACGCGGCUACACAAUCCAACGCCAAAUUGAAGAACAUCAAGAAAGGGAAGUCCAAUUCCAUGUGA
Bursaphelenchus xylophilus (pine wood nematode) is the source of this 769-nucleotide messenger RNA. The record is from the annotation of a GenBank genome assembly. Lineage: Eukaryota; Metazoa; Nematoda; Chromadorea; Rhabditida; Aphelenchoididae.